AUGGACGAGACCCCGCCACAGCCUCCGCCCUCGUCCUUGGCGGGCCUCCCCUCCGCCGCGCUGCACGAGAUCCUCGCCCGCGUCCCGUGCUCGUUCGACCGCGGCCGCGUGCCCCUCGUCUCCCGCGCGUGGCGCCGGGCGAUCGCCCACUUCCCGCCCCCGGCCCCGCCGCACCCGCUCCCGUGGCUGCUCCUCCCCUCGCCCUCCGCCGAUGCCGACGUCUCCACCCGCGUCGUCUGCGUCCUCAGCGGCUGCCGCCGCGUCCACCACUACCUCACCGUCCACCCGCGCGGGGCGCGCUGCUUCGGCUCCCACGACGGCGCCUGGCUCUUCCUCGCCUUCCGCCAGUGGCGCGGCCACGAGCUCGUCAACGUCCGCACCAGGCGCGUCCACGUCCUCCCCCGUGCGCUCCAGUUCCGGAACGACCCGCGCCUCUACGGCAUUGCCAUCCUCGCCGCCGCGCUCUCGCACCCGCCGGACGACCCGCGUUGCGUCGCAGCCGGCAUCGUCGCCUACUGGUUGGACCCCGACGCCGACCCCACCGUGCCGCCGCUCCGCUGCCAUUUCGCGCUCUGGCGCAUGGGGGCACGGGUGGUCUUCGAUAUCGCGCCGCCCACGACCGAGGCGGCCUUGGAUGUGGAGGACGUCGUUUACCACGACCAAGCCUUCCAUUUCGUCACCCAGGGUGACCACAUCCGCGUGGGCAGGCCGAUCCUGUAUCAGAAUGGGGGCCUCGGUGCAGCGUGGGAGUUGCGCCGCUUCCAGCCCGGUGGGCGCACCUACGAGCAGUACGUCUACGCUCGCUACCUCGUGGUGUCCCGCGGGGAACUGCUCAUGGUCGUCAGGUUCAGGCCUCAUCCUGGUCAGCAGGCGCAGACGUCGGCGUUCAAGGUGUUCCGUGUGAUUGCACCGCAGCUUCCCGAUUACAACCUCCCUGCAGCGGUUGAGUACCCCUGGUCAUGGAGCGAGCUGCACACGCUGGGUGGCCGGAUUCUGUUCGUCGGGCGAGGCUGCUCCAGAUCCUACGAGACCAAUCAGUACCCGGGGUUCAAGGACGGCGUCUACUUCAUGGACGAUGGGGACGACAUGAUGAUCUUCCGCGAUGCCAAUGAGAGGCAGUACCCCUGCAGUGACAACGGAAUGUGGUCGGCAGGGCCACCACGCCGUGCCCAUCGCUGCUUCCCGGCGCAAGGCCCAUCGGACUACUCUUCACCGGCUUGGCUUCUCCCUAGAGGCGACAGGUUUUUGGCUACGCUAUGA
Messenger RNA from Phragmites australis (common reed), 1260 nucleotides. RefSeq lists its product as uncharacterized. The record is from RefSeq and is a predicted model, not a curated record. Lineage: Eukaryota; Viridiplantae; Streptophyta; Magnoliopsida; Poales; Poaceae. The transcript is spliced from 2 exons. The coding region runs from base 1 to 1260 and encodes 419 amino acids.